This is a messenger RNA of Trichoderma virens Gv29-8, 2583 nucleotides long. RefSeq lists its product as uncharacterized. The record is from RefSeq and is a predicted model, not a curated record. NCBI's taxonomy places the organism in Eukaryota, Fungi, Ascomycota, Sordariomycetes, Hypocreales, Hypocreaceae. The transcript has 3 exons. Gene Ontology annotation, biological process: transmembrane transport. Gene Ontology annotation, molecular function: oligopeptide transmembrane transporter activity. Bases 1 to 2583 code for a protein of 860 amino acids.
AUGUCGCCCAAUUCGUCUCGCCCGUCCAUCGUCGACGACAAUAUCAAGGAUGUUAUUUCGGAGCCCUUUUCCUACGACGAAGACGAUCGCGACUACUUCUCUCCGCAAAACACCACCGAGCACGACCUCAACGUCACCGAAGAUGAUCUGCUCGAGGCCCAGGAGCUCGCCUCCCGGUAUACCCUCCAAGAGGUCCGCGAUAUCAUGACCCGAGUCUAUCGCGUCCACGAAAAAGACCACAACUUUCCCUCCAUCAUCAUCCACAAGAUCAAGGCCUUUCUCGAAAAUGAGUCUGUCUUUUCCAACCCCGAGAAGCACCAGCACCUGAUUCAGGAGAUGAAGCUGGAAGCCGCCCUCGUCACCAGCAACAGCCCCUACGCCGAGGUUCGCGCAGUCGUCAGCAACAAGGACGAUCCCACAACGCCCUGCUCGACCAUCCGCAGCUGGGUCAUUGGCCUGGCUUUCAGCUGCCUGCUGGCCUUUAUUAAUCAAUUGUUCGAUAUUCGCCAGCCCGCCAUCCGCGUCAUGGCCAACGUUGCCCAGCUGCUGUCCUACCCUGUGGGUAAGGCCUGCGAGAACUGGCUGCCAGACGUCGGCUUCACUCUCUUUGGCACAUAUCACUCCCUCAACCCGGGCCCCUUUUCGAAAAAGGAGCACAUGCUCAUCACCAUCAUGGCAAACGUGGCUUACAACACGCCCUACACCAACAACAUCAUCUGGGUGCAAUAUUUGCCCCAGUACUUUAAUCAACCCUACGCAUCCCACGUUGCCUAUCAGCUUCUCAUUGCCCUGGCCACAAACUUCAUUGGCUACGGCAUGGCGGGAAUCUGUCGCCGCUUCCUGGUGUAUCCGUCGUACUGCGUGUGGCCGGCUUCUCUCGUUACCAUUGCCCUCAACAAGGCUUUUCACAACGAAUCUAAUGCUCCGGUCGAGGGCCCCUUUGGCAAGAAAUGGAAGAUAUCUCGCAUCAAGUUUUUCUACCUCAUGUUCGGCGCCAUGUUUGUCUGGUUUUGGUUCCCCAACUACAUCUUCACUGCCUUGUCUAGGUUCAACUGGCUGACCUGGAUUGCCCCCCACAACCGCGACCUCAACGUCAUCACUGGAAUCAACCACGGCCUGGGCGUCAACCCAUUCCCGACCUUUGACUGGAACGUUUUGCUGUGGGACUCGGCCGACCCCCUCAUGGUCCCCUUCUACAGUACGCUCAACCGUUUCUUUGGCGUCUUCAUCUCCUUCUGGGUUGUCCUCGCCUUCUGGUACAGCAAUGUCUACGACACCGGCUACCUCCCCAUCAACAGCAACCGUGUAUAUGAUCACUUUGGCAAGCUCUACAACAUUAGCCGGGCCGUCGACGACCGGGGACUGUUCCACGCCGAAGAGUACAAAGCAUACUCGCCGCCCUUUUUGAGCGCCGGCAACAUUGUCAUUUACAUGUUCUUCUUCGCCAUCUAUACCUCGACCUUGACCUACGCUGUGCUAUACCACCGUCACGAAAUCAUCAUGGGCUUCAAGUCUCUUUUCGCCAGCUUUCGCAAGAAGAAGAACCCGAUCAAAGACGAAAGGGUCCUCGACGUCCACAACCGGCUGAUGAAGGCAUAUCCCGAGGUUCCAGAGUGGUGGUACUUGAUCUGCCUCGUGGUCGCCAUUGCCCUGGGCGUUGCUGGCAUCGCCGGGUGGGACACAAACACAUCUCCUGGAGUUGUGUUUUACGGCCUGGCGCUCUGCAUCAUCUUUGUCAUUCCCGUGGGCAUCAUCAAGGCCAUGACAGGUAUCGAGGUCACCCUCAACGUGCUGGCCGAGUUCAUUGGCGGUUCCUUUGUCGAUGGCAAUGCGCUGGCCAUGAACUACUUCAAAUCCUUUGGCUACGUUACCUGUGCACACGCUGUGUGGUUCUGUAACGAUCUCAAGCUCGCCCAUUACGUCAAGAUCCCGCCUCGCCAGACCUUCAUCGCCCAAAUCAUUGCCACUUUUAUCAGCACCAUUAUCUGCACCGGCGUUCUCAACUUCCAGAUGAAGAGCAUCACCGGCGUCUGCACUCCCGAUGCCCAGUUCAAACUCACCUGCCCAGGUGUCAACACCUUCUUCACCGCUUCUGUCCUGUGGGGAACAGUCGGACCGCAAAAGAUUUUUGGCCAUUCCGGACAGUACACGGAGAUCCUGGUCGGGUUCCCCCUGGGCAUCGUCGUUGUCGUCUUCUUCUGGGGGCUCAACAAGAAGUUCCCCAAGUGGACCUGGACUCGGCAAAUCCACCCAGUGGCCAUCAUGUAUGGCGGCAUCGUCUGGGCACCAUACAACAUGUCGUACGUCUGGCCGUCUGUUCCGAUUGCGUGGAUUUCCUGGGUUUAUCUCAAGACUCGCUUUGUGUCCUUUUGGUCCAAGUACAACUUUGUUCUCUCAGCGGCCUGGUCUUGCGGCAUCGCCAUCUCGGGCAUCAUCAUUUUCUUUGCCUUGCAAUACACCGACGUCAACUUCCACUGGUGGGGCAACAUGGCAUCAGACAUGGGCUGCGAGGGCAAGGCAUGUACGCUGAAGCAUCUUGCGCCAGGGGAGUAUUUCGGGCCGCGCAUGGGCACUUUUGACUGA